This is a messenger RNA of Manihot esculenta (cassava), 1568 nucleotides long. Its product is annotated as LOB domain-containing protein 27. Bases 1 to 1035 code for a protein of 344 amino acids. The transcript has 2 exons. The record is from RefSeq and is a predicted model, not a curated record. NCBI's taxonomy places the organism in Eukaryota, Viridiplantae, Streptophyta, Magnoliopsida, Malpighiales, Euphorbiaceae.
AUGUUUACCCAUUUCUGUUUCAACAAAAUCAUCAAACCCUCUCGCUCUCUUUUCUUACUAUAUCAUCAUCAUCACCUCCACUUCUUCUUGGUUUGUCCUUGUAGAAUUGUAACACACAUUGUCUCCCAAGAUUUUGAUGCUGCUGGAAAUAUGACCCUUAAGGGCGGCACCAGCCAGGCCUGUGCUGCGUGCAAAUACCGCAGGAGAAAAUGCUCCUCUGAGUGUCCCUUAGCUCCUUAUUUCCUACCUGAUCAACCAAAAAUGUUUCAAAAUGCCCAUAAAUUAUUUGGUGUAAGCAACAUUCUUAAGAUACUCAAAAAUCUUGAUGCCCCUCAAAAGGCAGAAGCAAUGCGUUCUAUUAUCUACCAAUCAAAUAUUCGUGACAGGUUUCCUGUUCAUGGCUGUUGGGGCAUCAUCUGUCAGCUUCAUUACCAGAUUAGGCAGGCUGAAGAAGAGCUACAUGCUGUUCAUUCACAGCUUGAGAUGUAUAGGCAACAUCAACAGCAUCAGAUUUCUUCUUUAACUGAUGAUGUUCCUUCGCAAUUAGAAUUAGGGAUGGCUACUCCUAGUAAUGCCCUUUCACUUUUUGGUCACUCUACCUCUCCUCAACCUUAUGAUGUUGUGAAUGCUUUGCCUAUUUCACAGCAGCACUCCUACUCCAAUAGCAGCAAUGCUGGUUAUAGUUCUGGUUACUUAGAUUCCAAGGAUCAUCUAGGCAAUUCUUCUUUGUGGGUUCAACAUCCAUAUGCUACCACCACUAAUAAUAACAAUAAUAACACCAAUCCUAUGGCAAUUCAGUCUCAAUUGGUUGCCUCACAGCCAUUAUCUAUUCAACAAGAAGUUGUUCAAGAUUAUGACGAAAUCCAUCCAUUUUUUGAUACUAUAGAUGACCGGCAAUCCUACAUAGAUUCCAAAGAGGCCUAUGACUCAAGCUCCGAAGAAUCAUUGAAGGACACAACACAAUCAAUUGAGCAUGUAGCUGAGAAUGAAUUGAAGAGUGCUGCUGCCUGCUUUAGUCUUACAAGUGUCAAUUGAUCAGUGAGCUGGACAACUAAACCACGGUCAUUUCAAUUCUUUUUUCCCCUCAUCUUUAAUCCAACAUCAUAGAAUACAUUCAACAAUUUUGAACUUCUAUUUUCUUCUUUUUUUUUUAACCCUAAACCCUUUUCUAGGACCCUGAAUUUCUAGAAUCAAUUAUUCAAUUUAUAAAGUGUUCGUGUUUUCAAUAACUGUAAUCGUUUUCAAACUUCUUGAUCAAUUUUGUAGAGUUAUACAUAAUGGCAGUAAAACACCAAUUUUGGUUGAAGCAUAGAUAAAUAUGUUAAGAUUCUCAGAGAAUAUUUUUACUCUCAAUGUGUGUGACUGUGAACUGACUUGAACAUGCCUCUAACCAUGAGUACCAAAAUAAUAACAAUUAAACAUGAAUCUUUCAAUAGCAAUUGAAAUAAGUAAAUAAUCAUCCAUGAGUUAAAAUAUAAAUAUAGAAAUAAAAACACCUUGAUAAAAUUAUAAUUAAAAGUCUGAUCUUAUAUUUUUUUUAAUAUACUAAUAUACAAGUAGUAUACUAA